Oncorhynchus mykiss (rainbow trout) is the source of this 1113-nucleotide messenger RNA. RefSeq lists its product as uncharacterized. The record is from RefSeq and is a predicted model, not a curated record. Lineage: Eukaryota; Metazoa; Chordata; Actinopteri; Salmoniformes; Salmonidae.
CUGACAAACCAGCGUGGGCGUGCGUGUGAGUUUCUGUGUACAUACAGUGUAUAAUCUGGUGCCGCCCUUCUUGGUGCCAGCCAGAGAGUCUCUCUAAGUCUUGUGAAAACCUGUUACUAACCAGACCGAAUAUGUUCUACUUCUGGCAUUUCCUCUGCCCUUUCUUCCUCCUGUCAGCCAUGGCCACUGCGGCACCUCUUGGGCAGGAUGUGGACCCAGCUGACCCAGAGGUACAGGCCUGUGUUGCCUUUGGCAUCAAGAGCUUCAACUUCCACAGCCAGACUCAUCAGCUCCACAACAUUACCAAGUUCCACUCUGUCCACAGAGAGGAGGUCGGUGCAGGUCAGUACGAUAUUGAUGUGGAGGUGAGAGGUUGCCAGUCCUCCUUCUGUUCUCCAGACAAUUCCAACACCCAGAUUUUCCGUUGUUAUUUUGUCAUUGUGACUGCUCCUUGGAAGAAGCAGCUGAUUCUGAUCAAAAGCAGCUGUACUCCAGUGUCUUAGGAUGGACAGGAACUACUGUCUAUGUGCAACUACACACAUAUGUGUAAAAACACACUUAGCAUGUGUUAAUUGAAUCGUCAAACUAUGUAUGCAUUGUGUGAGAUUGUUGCUUAUAUCAGACAUGCACUAUUUGAACGAGAAAGCUAACAGACACUAACAAACACCUUUUUAAUCAGAAUUUAACCUAACACUAAUUAUUUUCAUGUUAGGAAGAAUGUAGUUAUUUGUAAGAAUAAAAUCAAUGUGAUUACUGGAGUACUGAUUAGAUUGUUGUGUGGUUUUCUUAUAGAUGGUCUAAUCUACUGUUUAAUAUGUUGAUCGACUCUGGUGCCAGUGAAAUUGAAUUAGGGGCUCGAUUCGAUGUGUGGUAAACGCUGCAUAUGUCUGUUCAAUUGGGAAUUACCUUUAAAAGGUGACUGCAUGUCCUGAUUUUGCCUCCUUUUAGAUUUGUGUCAUUAAUUAAAGGAUGCUAGCGGCCAUGACUGAACUCAAACGUAAAUUGGUUUUAGGGUGUGUGUGGGUUUGCAGGUGUUAAAGUUGGUUGAACUUUGUAAAGCCUAUCCCUGGGGCUAAUUAAGGACCAUCAAUAAAUUAUACAAUGUAAAUGAGA